GUAGAACUUGAAGAGAGAUACACUCACACACUAGUAGAGAUAGAAACUUUGAUACGUGAAUAGAGAGAGAAUAAGUUGAUAAGAAAUGAAUGGUGUUGAAGUUGAAAGACCAUUGAAACUUCACUUCAUUCCGUAUCCAGCAUCUGGACAUAUGAUGCCACUUUGUGAUAUAGCAACUUUGUUUGCAUCACGUGGCCAACAUGUCACAAUCAUCACCACUCCCUCCAAUGCCCAAUCCCUUACUAAAACUCUCUCAUCUGCCGCCCUCCGCCUUCACACCGUUGAAUUCCCCUAUCAACAAGUCGACCUCCCUAAAGGCGUUGAGUCUAUGACCUCCACCACUGACCCUAUCACCACUUGGAAGAUCCAUAAUGGCGCAAUGCUCCUCAAUGAAGCGGUUGGGGAUUUCGUUGAGAAGAAUCCACCGGAUUGUAUUAUUGCUGACUCCGCAUUCUCAUGGGCUAAUGACUUGGCCCACAAGCUUCAAAUCCCGAAUCUAACGUUUAAUGGAUCGUCUCUCUUUGCUGUCUCGAUCUUUCAUUCUCUUCGAACAAACAAUUUACUUCAUACAGAUGCUGAUGCUGAUUCAGAUUCAAGUUCAUAUGUCGUUCCAAAUCUUCAUCAUGAUAAUAUUACCUUGUGUAGUAAACCACCAAAGGUUCUCAGCAUGUUCAUAGGAAUGAUGCUUGACACGGUGCUCAAAAGUACAGGCUACAUCAUCAACAACUUUGUUGAACUUGAUGGAGAAGAGUGUGUCAAACACUACGAGAAAACCACGGGUCACAAGGCUUGGCAUCUUGGUCCAACUUCCUUUAUUCGUAAAACUGUUCAAGAGAAAGCAGAGAAGGGAAACAAGAGUGAUGUGAGCGAGCACGAGUGCCUGAACUGGCUCAAAUCACAGCGAGUUAACUCAGUUGUGUACAUAUGUUUUGGAAGCAUAAACCAUUUCUCUGAUAAACAACUAUAUGAGAUUGCAUGCGCAGUAGAAGCAUCAGGUCACCCAUUCAUAUGGGUUGUUCCUGAGAAGAAAGGGAAAGAAGAUGAGAUCGAAGAAGAGAAAGAAAAGUGGCUGCCAAAGGGAUUUGAGGAGAGAAACAUUGGAAAGAAGGGUUUCAUAAUCAGGGGUUGGGCCCCACAAGUUCUGAUAUUGAGCAACCCUGCGGUGGGGGGAUUUCUGACACAUUGCGGAGGGAACUCAAUUGUAGAGGCUGUUGGCGCGGGAGUUCCAAUGAUAACGUGGCCUUGUCAUGCAGAUCACUUCAGCAAUGAGAAAUUGAUAACAACAGUCCGAAGAAUUGGAGUGGAAGUAGGUGUAACGGAAUGGUGUACAAAUGGUAAUGGGGAGAGAAAGAAGUUGGUGAGCAGAGAUAACAUAGAGAAGGCUAUGAGGAAAUUGAUGGACGGUGGCGAUGAAGCUGAAAAUAUGAGACAACGUGCUCGAGAGUUAGGAGAGAAGGCUACACGAGCUGUUAAAGAAGGUGGUUCCUCUUAUAAUAAUUUGUUAGCUUUAAUCGACGAACUUAAAAGAUUGAGAGACAGCAAACCACAUGAUUAAUCAAAUGAAUAUGGUUUAACUCCAAUUUUAAGUAUCAUAAGUCCUUCUAUAUGGUCUCAAACAAUCCCAUAUGCAAUAAUAUUCAAAGUUGGCAUCAACCUGGAUCUCUUUAGGAUAAAAUCAAUCCUCAAAUGAUCACUUCAUUUUUAGUAGCUCAGUUGUUAUCUUUCAGGAAAAAGCUCACAAACAUCGGUAUAGGUUAAUAGCUCACGAGAAUAACCAACAUAUUGAAUCAGUGGCUUUCUGUAAAUGAGUGUGCUGAGAAUAAUGGGAAUGCUGAAAUUCUUGUUAGAGAGAUAGUUGUAAAAAAAGUUGUUGGAUUCAUAAAUUCCCCAUGUAGAAUUGUACUUUAUUUUGUUGUAUAUUACAAUUGUCCAGACAAUCUUUCAAGGUUCUGA
Messenger RNA from Medicago truncatula (barrel medic), 1953 nucleotides. Its product is annotated as UDP-glucose flavonoid 3-O-glucosyltransferase 7. The record is from RefSeq and is a predicted model, not a curated record. Gene Ontology annotation, molecular function: UDP-glucosyltransferase activity. NCBI's taxonomy places the organism in Eukaryota, Viridiplantae, Streptophyta, Magnoliopsida, Fabales, Fabaceae. Bases 86 to 1555 code for a protein of 489 amino acids. The transcript is spliced from 2 exons.